Cricetulus griseus (Chinese hamster) is the source of this 191-nucleotide messenger RNA. NCBI's taxonomy places the organism in Eukaryota, Metazoa, Chordata, Mammalia, Rodentia, Cricetidae. The record is from RefSeq and is a predicted model, not a curated record.
GAUGCAGUGACCUAUGAUGAUGUGCACAUCAGCUUCACUCAGGAAGAAUGGGAUUUGCUGGAUCCUUCCCAGAUACGACUCUACAAAGAUGUGAUGCUUGACACCUACAAUAAUCUCACUGCCAUAGGUUACAGUUGGGAGGACCAUAAUAUUGAAGAACAUUGUCAAAGUUCUAGAAGACAACAUAGAAG